UGUACUAGUGUACUUGAGGAAGAAACCAUUCGACUCCGAUUGACUUCUGGUAUAGCCAGCCAGCCAAUCUGCAUGCAGUCCCUCACUCUACCGGUCUAACCUGCCCAAGUGUGAAAAAUGGUGUCGGACUCCGAGUUGGUGGGCCGGCUGUGGGAUAUUCUCCGGGACGCUGACCUCGAGACCGCCACCGCCGCCAGCGUCCGGCGGCGGCUCGAGGAGCAACUGGGUGUUUGUUUGCUUGACCGGAAGGCCUUCAUCAGGGACCAAAUCGACCUUUUCCUCCAGACCCAUGUUGUAACGCCUCAAUACAACAAAGUAGAGCGGGGAGCCGAUGACUCGGAGAAUGUGAAGCAAGAAAAGAACGAGAAUCGCGAUUCCCAAAAAGAGGGCACCGUUAAAGAAGAAGAAGAAGAAGAAAUUGAUGACCAAGAUGAGAAAGAGGAAGAAGAGACUGCCGAAAAGAGAACUCAGAAAGCAAAGUCUAAUACGAAGGAGAAAGAUGAUAAGAAAAGAGGCAAAGGCUUUAACAAACCGUGCGCCAUUUCUCCACAACUUCAAGUAUUAGUCCAGGAGCCAGAACUUGCGCGAACAGAGGUUGUCAAAAGAAUCUGGGCCUAUAUCCGGGAGAAUAAUUUGCAAGAUCCAAAGAACAAGAAAAAAAUUAUAUGUGAUGAAACUUUGUUGGGGAUUUUUCGUGUCAAGACCAUUGACAUGUUUCGAAUGAAUCAGACACUUUCAAAGCAUAUAUGGCCUAUUGAGAAAGAAGAUGUCACUCCGGUCAAAUCCUCACCAAAGGAAAGGCAACGGAAAAAGGGCAGAGACGAAGAUUCAGAUUCAGAUUUUGAGCCAAAGCAGGAAGUGAAACGACAGAAAGGACUGAAAGGUGGUGGCACCGGUUUCCUUGCUCCACUCCAACUCUCGGACUCUCUGGUAAAAUUCUUUGGUACUGGUGAAAAUGCACUAUCACGGGGAGAUGUGGUGAAGAGAAUGUGGAAGUACAUUAAAGAAAAUGAGCUGCAGGACCCAUCUAAUAAGAGGAGGGUCAUUUGUGAUGACAAGUUAAGAGAACUCCUCGAGGUUGAUUCUUUUGAAGGCUUCACGAUGACUAAGCUCUUGACUGCUCAUUUUAUAAAAACAGCAGGGUGAUGUUAUCUUACAUUUUUGAGCAACGUGAAAGUGUUUGUUGUCUUGCUUUUCAUUCCCCUUGCCUAGAAUCUCCUUAUAGAACUUCUUGACCUCUAUAAAUGUAGCAAGCUACGGAAUCAAAAACUGAAUUAUUAGGCUACUGGAGAUUUUAAACAUUUUAUUUAACACGCAGUAAGUUGCACUGA
Molecule: messenger RNA, 1331 nt
Organism: Ipomoea triloba (trilobed morning glory)
Lineage: Eukaryota; Viridiplantae; Streptophyta; Magnoliopsida; Solanales; Convolvulaceae
Product: upstream activation factor subunit spp27-like
Exons: 5
Coding region: 118-1146 (342 amino acids)
Cellular component (GO): nucleus
Source: RefSeq, a predicted model, not a curated record